This is a messenger RNA of Psammomys obesus (fat sand rat), 1761 nucleotides long. It is a transcript of the gene Fam151a, whose product is annotated as family with sequence similarity 151 member A. The transcript has 9 exons. The record is from RefSeq and is a predicted model, not a curated record. The coding region runs from base 1 to 1761 and encodes 586 amino acids. Lineage: Eukaryota; Metazoa; Chordata; Mammalia; Rodentia; Muridae.
AUGUCCUGCCAGAAGUGGUGCUCAAACCACCAGGCCAAGUGGAUCCUUGCUGGCAGCGUCACGGUGACACUGGUGUUGACCAUUUCGAUGGUUCUGGGCCUAACCCUGCAGCGACCAGGCUGUGAGCAAGAUGCAUUUUGCCGUCCGGAUGCUGACAUGCUGGACUACAUGCUGAGCACAGGCCAAAUCAGCCACCGCGACGGCCUGCUGGUCACCUGGUACCACGCAGCCAACAGCAAGAAAGAGAUGGAGGCUGCCCUGAGCAGCAAUGUCAUGGUCUUGGAAGCAGAUGUCACUGUGGAAGGGUUCAACACAGCCAAUGAGACCGGGGUGCCCAUUAUGGCCCACCCUCCAGCCGUCCACAGUGACAACACCCUGCAGCAGUGGCUGGAAGCUGUGCUGGCCUCCUCUCAGAAGGGCAUCAAACUGGACUUCAAAAGCCUCAAGGCUGUAGGCCCCUCCCUGGACCUCCUUCGGCAGCUGACUGAGGCCGGCAGGAUCCGGAGACCCGUGUGGAUCAAUGCUGACAUCCUGAGGGGUCCCAAUGUGCCCAUCUCAGUUGAGAUCAAUGCUACACAGUUCCUGGCACUUGUCCAGGAGAAGUACCCAGAGGUCACCAUUUCUCCAGGCUUCACCACUCUUUACGUACCUCAGCUGCCAAACAGCACAUACACCCAAGCCAUGGUGGAAAGGAUGCAGGAGCUGGUGGCCGUCCUGCCACAGAGGGUCACCUUCCCAGUGCGUGCUUUCAUGACACGGGCGGCUUGGCCCCACUUCAGCUGGCUUCUGAGCCAAUCUGAGAGGUACAGCCUGACACUGUGGCAGGGUGCCUCCGACCCCGUGUCGGUAGAAGAUCUCCUCUUCAUCCGAGACAACAGUGCCGCUCACCAAAUCUACUAUGACCUCUUCGAGCCUGUCUUGUCGCAGUUCAAGCAGCUGGCCUUGAACACCACACGGAAGCGAACCUACUACACAGGUGGCAGCCUGAUCCCUCUUCUCCAGCAGCCCAGGGGUGAUGGUCUGGAGGUAGAGUGGCUGGUUCCAGAAGUGAAUGGCAGUGGGGGAACGGCAGCCAUUACUGUCCCUGACAGAGAAGGCAUGGUCCUGCUGGAUGUUGGCCUCCAGGAACCUGAAGCUGGGACCCCUGUGCCCAUCCUGCACUCGCCGGGUGGUCCUGUUCUGACGCUGGAGUCAUGUCUGCUGCAGCUGGGCAUCCACAACAGGCGCUGGGGCAUCCACGUGAACAUAGUGGAACCCGCAGCUCUCCGGCCAUCCCUGGCCACGCUGGCACACCUCUCCACCCUUGGCCAUCUGCCCUGGCCUGUGUGGGUGGGAGCCACAAUCUCACAUGGUAGUUUUGUGGUCCCUGGCCACGUGGCCGGCAGAGAGCUGCUCACAGCUGUGGCUGAAGUUUUCCCCCAUGUGACUCUGGCACCGGGCUGGCCUGAAGAGGUGCUGGGCAGUGGCUAUCAGGAGCAGAUGGUCACAGAUAUGCUGGAGCUGUGUCAGGGACUCCGGCAACCUGUGUCCUUCCAGCUGCAGGCUAGGCUACUGGGCCGGAGCACAGCCACAUCUGUGGCCAGGCUGCUGGCAGCCUCCCCUCGAGCCACUGUCACGGUGUACCACAGCAUUGCUGGGGACAGCUAUACGGAUGUGUGGGCUGGACUGUGGGCGGCCAGGGCCGUGGACAGGACACGAGUCUAUUACAGGAUACCCCGGGAGCACCGGGAACACUUGCUGGCAGACGUGAACAGGAACUGA